Episyrphus balteatus (marmalade hoverfly) is the source of this 1248-nucleotide messenger RNA. Its product is annotated as probable serine/threonine-protein kinase clkA. The transcript is spliced from 2 exons. The record is from RefSeq and is a predicted model, not a curated record. The annotation marks the transcript as partial. Lineage: Eukaryota; Metazoa; Arthropoda; Insecta; Diptera; Syrphidae.
AAUAAUAAUAAUAAUAAUAAUAAUAAUAAUAAUAAUAAUAAUAAUAAUAAUAAUAAUAAUAAUAAUAAUAAUAAUAAUAAUAAUAAUAAUAAUAAUAAUAAUAAUAAUAAUAAUAAUAAUAAUAAUAAUAAUAAUAAUAAUAAUAAUAAUAAUAAUAAUAAUAAUAAUAAUAAUAAUAAUAAUAAUAAUAAUAAUAAUAAUAAUAAUAAUAAUAAUAAUAAUAAUAAUAAUAAUAAUAAUAAUAAUAAUAAUAAUAAUAAUAAUAAUAAUAAUAAUAAUAAUAAUAAUAAUAAUAAUAAUAAUAAUAAUAAUAAUAAUAAUAAUAAUAAUAAUAAUAAUAAUAAUAAUAAUAAUAAUAAUAAUAAUAAUAAUAAUAAUAAUAAUAAUAAUAAUAAUAAUAAUAAUAAUAAUAAUAAUAAUAAUAAUAAUAAUAAUAAUAAUAAUAAUAAUAAUAAUAAUAAUAAUAAUAAUAAUAAUAAUAAUAAUAAUAAUAAUAAUAAUAAUAAUAAUAAUAAUAAUAAUAAUAAUAAUAAUAAUAAUAAUAAUAAUAAUAAUAAUAAUAAUAAUAAUAAUAAUAAUAAUAAUAAUAAUAAUAAUAAUAAUAAUAAUAAUAAUAAUAAUAAUAAUAAUAAUAAUAAUAAUAAUAAUAAUAAUAAUAAUAAUAAUAAUAAUAAUAAUAAUAAUAAUAAUAAUAAUAAUAAUAAUAAUAAUAAUAAUAAUAAUAAUAAUAAUAAUAAUAAUAAUAAUAAUAAUAAUAAUAAUAAUAAUAAUAAUAAUAAUAAUAAUAAUAAUAAUAAUAAUAAUAAUAAUAAUAAUAAUAAUAAUAAUAAUAAUAAUAAUAAUAAUAAUAAUAAUAAUAAUAAUAAUAAUAAUAAUAAUAAUAAUAAUAAUAAUAAUAAUAAUAAUAAUAAUAAUAAUAAUAAUAAUAAUAAUAAUAAUAAUAAUAAUAAUAAUAAUAAUAAUAAUAAUAAUAAUAAUAAUAAUAAUAAUAAUAAUAAUAAUAAUAAUAAUAAUAAUAAUAAUAAUAAUAAUAAUAAUAAUAAUAAUAAUAAUAAUAAUAAUAAUAAUAAUAAUAAUAAUAAUAAUAAUAAUAAUAAUAAUAAUAAUAAUAAUAAUAAUAAUAAUAAUAAUAAUAAUGAUAAUAAUAAGAAAAAAAGGUCUUCCAUUUUCUAUGCCAAUGUCCUGCCCUCGCUAGGAAUAGAAUACUCUUUCAGGGGAGUGAAUUCUUUAUUGUCAUCAAAGACUUGA